Molecule: messenger RNA, 303 nt
Organism: Sporothrix schenckii 1099-18
Lineage: Eukaryota; Fungi; Ascomycota; Sordariomycetes; Ophiostomatales; Ophiostomataceae
Exons: 1
Coding region: 1-303 (100 amino acids)
Source: RefSeq, a predicted model, not a curated record
AUGCACGAUCGAGUGAGACAAGAUGCAGGUCAGGGGUUGACGUUGACGAGGAAAGAGGAAGGAGGACAGAGGGAGGAGACCAAAUGUCCGAAAAUGGAAGUUGCAGGUGAGACCAGACAAUGGGACAAGAGGAAGGAACAAACAAAGCAGAACAGGAAAGAGCGAGAGACGGGAGGAGAAAGGAGGAAGGAGAGAAGGACAAAUAAAACGAACGUACAAAGGGAAGGAGGGACCUGGUCUCAGUAUAUACCCGGACCGCUUUGUCUCGAGAGCACGCGGACGAUUGGGCCGGUGGUCGCUUGA